Messenger RNA from Dermacentor silvarum, 1110 nucleotides. Its product is annotated as baculoviral IAP repeat-containing protein 7-B-like. Gene Ontology annotation, biological process: positive regulation of protein ubiquitination; regulation of cell cycle; negative regulation of apoptotic process. Gene Ontology annotation, cellular component: nucleus; cytoplasm. Gene Ontology annotation, molecular function: cysteine-type endopeptidase inhibitor activity involved in apoptotic process; ubiquitin protein ligase activity. NCBI's taxonomy places the organism in Eukaryota, Metazoa, Arthropoda, Arachnida, Ixodida, Ixodidae. The coding region runs from base 1 to 1110 and encodes 369 amino acids. The record is from RefSeq and is a predicted model, not a curated record. The transcript has a single exon.
AUGCCAGUGGUUCUUUCUGAAGAUGAAGAAGAUAAUAACGAUUUGGAUGCUACAAGUAUGUGCUGUGAAGAACAUAGAGUGGAAACGUUUGCUAGUUGGCCACACGUGACUCCAACUCCUAGAGCUAUGGCCCGAGCUGGAUUUUACUUCAUGCAACAACUAACUACGGAUGCAGUGAGAUGUAUCAUAUGUAAAGGAAUUCUCAAGUUGUGGUGUACUACAGAUGAUCCAGUAGUGGAACAUGCUAAACAUUUUCCCGAUUGUGUGUAUAUCAACGAAUUGUGCAGAGGACAAGACGUAUGUGGAUUAUAUGACGAUUUUGGGAUAGUAUCUAUUGUUGGAACUCCAAUAUAUCCACAAUACUCCACACUGGACUCAAGAUUGAAAACGUUUAGCAAGUACAAAUGGAAUAAUAUCAAAUCUCCUUUGGAACUUGCACAUGCGGGUUUCCUAUUCACUGGUUAUAAGGACCUGGUGAAGUGUUAUUUUUGUGGCGGUGCUUUGUGCGAUUGGAAAGUAGAAGAUAUUGCAUGGAAAGAACAUGCUAAAUGGCUACCCCUCUGCAACUUUAUGUUAAAGAUAAAGGGAUACAAGUAUGUUAAUAAAUGCCGAAAUGGUGAUGUAGCAACCAACGAUGAAGAAGAAGGAGGAGAAGGACGAAAUUGGAGGAGAGUACAGGCACCAAUCAUUCCACCGCCAAGCAACCGUUCUGCUAUUAUUGAUUAUGAAUCAGAAUCAAUAAUGUGGAUGGAAUCACGUCUUAUUAAUGAAUAUAUCGAGAUAAUGGAAUUGUCAAAAAGUCAAGUAAACACUACCUUGAUGGCUACUAUGCAAUUGCAAAAUAGCGGUUUCGCAACUAUCAAGGAUGCUUUUGAAGUUGUGGUACAAUUUCAUCAUGACAUCAUUAACAACAGAAAGGAGGAUGGUGAUGGAGACGAAGAGGAAAAGAAAUGCAAAUUGCAGUGUAAAGUGUGCAUGGAAAAUGAAGCAAACAUGGCAAUUCUACCUUGCGGACAUCUGUCUACGUGUAUACGAUGCAUCUCCAACUUAUCCAACUGCCCAAUAUGCCGUAACACCAUCAAGGGCAUCAUCAAAGUCUUUUUAUCGUAA